CAACCCCUCGAGGCUGGACUACGUGUUUGACUUUGGGCGGCUUUUGGCGAAAGGAAAUAAAAGAGAAAAGUUGAAAGCUUUGGCUGAAAAAUGCCGGACAAUAACCCCCACGGCCGUGGGCUCUCUCCAGGUGUACGGACACCUCAAAAGACUCGAGGGGGCCCCACAAGAAGCAGUUCAGCUUUUGCAUGCAGCCACAGCUCUAGACCCCACCUCUGGGGAGUGCUGGAGCCAGCUGGGCUCGGCGUAUCUGGAGCUGGGGGACUUGCUGUCAGCAGCAAAAGCUUUUGCUGCUGCAGCAGCAGCAGCACCAGCAGCAGCAGCAGCAAGAAUUGGCGCGGGCCAAACGCAGGCGCUGCUGCUCAACUGGGCAGCAGCAGAAAGGCAAUACGCAGCAGCUGUCAAGUGCAGGCCGGACUUGCCGACAACCUGGUGGCACUUGGGCAUUGCACAAAAGCAGCAAAAUAAAAUUGCCUUGGCACUGAAGAGUUUCCAGCAGUGCUGGUUUCUCUCUCAGUCGUCUGAGGCAGCAGCAGAAUGCUUUGGAUGCGCCAUGCUGCUGCGGUCUUCGGACUCUGUGGGCCCUUUGACUUUGGCGCUGUGGGCAGAGCGGCUGGUGGAGGGGUUUGUCUUCAAUUGA
This is a messenger RNA of Eimeria tenella, 640 nucleotides long. RefSeq lists its product as uncharacterized. The annotation marks the transcript as partial. Gene Ontology annotation, molecular function: protein binding. The transcript is spliced from 6 exons. The record is from RefSeq and is a predicted model, not a curated record. Gene Ontology annotation, biological process: cell division. Lineage: Eukaryota; Apicomplexa; Conoidasida; Eucoccidiorida; Eimeriidae.